GUUGGUUUCUUGCAAUUUCCAUCGCUCUUCAAAUCAUCCAUAAAAACCGAUCUCUAAUUUCGUUCAUUCUCUCUCUAACCUUUCCCCUUUUUUUUUCUCUGUUUUACAGUUUGAAUUAAUCCUUAAAUUCAGUGUCAUAAUUUUCCGUGCUCGAGAGCGCGCGGAGGAGAUCAGGAUCUCCGCCGUGCGUCGCAGGAACGUGACGGAAUCUCCGGUCUAAAGCGCGGCAGCUGAGAGAAAAACGCCGAUUGUGCCUGACACAGGACAGAGGGAGAAUUCAUAUACAUAUUUUAUACAGAAAUCAUUCAAACAAGAGAGAGAAAGAGAGAGCAUAGAUGAUAGUACAUGUGAUUAACGUGCAAUGUAGGGAAAACAACAAGGAAAAUAUGAAGAGAGAGAAAGGCAUCGAAGAAGCUUUGGAAGAGGUUAUUUGCACGGCACAGAUACCUAGAUCUCUUCUUCAAUCUCCCUUACCCUUGCCUUUUGCCGCAAUUUAUUCCGUUUCCUUGUCAUUCUUAAAUUCCGAGAUGAUUCUCCCUCAAUUGCUAUAGCCUUCUUAAAAUCCUUCUCCUCUUCCUUCUGCUCGUUUCUGUGUUUUUAGUUUCAGUAUUAUCUUUGUUUUCGUUCCGACUUCUGAGAUAUGCUGCUGUAAUCUCACAGGUGACUUUUGUUUAUUUUUUAGAAAUUUGAGCUGGCUUUCGUUUGAUCUAAAAGGGGAAAUUUGUGUUUUUAUAGUAAUUUUUGUUCCCCGAGGCUCUGUACUGUGGGAUCCGGUGUUGAAUUUUGGUUUAAUCACCUGAAUUUUGAUGUGGGAAGGGGUUGCCUCCGUCUCUCUAGCUCUCUGGUGAUUUCAUUGUUGCAGACUUUUGCUUUUCUUCGAUCUGCACAAUUCGAGAAUUCUAUUUGAGUUGUCGUUUUGUCAUCAAUUAAUUACCUUUUAGGUUGUGAGAUCUUAAAUGCAGCUGUUACAAUGUGAAUUUUGUUGAAUUAUAGGUAGAUUGGCACAAUUUAUUGGCAACCUAUAUAUCGAACUGAAUAUAUCAAAUGAAACAGCUCUACUUUUAACUUAAAUUUUGAUUAGCUAGACACUUACAUUUCGUGUUGGACUAUAACUACUAAAUCAGUUGUAUUUGUUUGUGAUUUUCGCCUUGCUUGUCAAGCUGUUGCUCAUGUGUCUGGUUUUCCAUUUUCUCUUUCAUCGGGUGUUAACAUUGUCCCAAUUGUCCGUGCAGGUUCUUUCUGAAGCUGUAUCCUCUUAACUUCCACAAGAACUGAUUUUUUGUGAUUGUUGGAGGCUAAGGGGUGAUUUAUUCUAAAAGGAUUGACCAAGCCUUCUAAAAUGAUGAACUCUAGGGGUUUUUCUCCUUCAUCCUUCUUUUCAGAGGAGGUGUGCUUGUCUGAUGAGAAACAGGUUGGUAUAAAGAAGAUGGACCAAAUGAGUGGUUAUGCCGGUUUCAAACUAGAUGGGAUGCUAAGACCUGAAGGCGUUGCACAUGAAAAUAAAAUCCCAUUGGAUUCACAUACGGGAAAUGGUUUUGCUCUUCCUGACUAUUAUCUCAGUCGUGGUCGACAUGUUAACCUUUUGUUGGGUAAUCAUCUUAUUGGAGCAGUGAGCCGCUCCUUGCCGAGUGCUGUUGAUCAUGAUAUGGGUUCUAGAACUAAUUCGAACAUAGAGCCUGUGCCAUAUUGUUUUGAUGGAGAUAAAAUAAACCUCACGGGUGCUACUGCUCAGUAUGAAAAUGGCCUUUUUUCAAGUUCAAUGUCGGAUUUAUUUAGUAGAAACUUAAAAUUGUCAUCUAACAACGGCCCGUAUGGUCACUCCUUUGCUGGUGCUGCUUCCUCCCAUUAUGAGGAAGAGGAAGUUUUUGAAUCGCUGGAAGAACUUGAGGCUCAAACUAUUGGUAAUCUUCUACCAGAUGACGAUGACUUGCUUUCUGGUGUGACUGAUGGGUUUGGCAGUGUUAUGAGAUCUAAUAACGUGGAAGACGUGGAAGAUCUAGACCUCUUUAGCAGUGUUGGAGGAUUGGAACUUGGAGAAGAUAGCUUUUUGCAAAGAAAUCCUGAACUUUAUGAUUUCAAUUCUAACAAUCAGCUGGGAUCCAACGGCGGGGAACACCCUUUUGGUGAGCAUCCUUCUAGGACACUCUUUGUCAGAAAUAUAAAUAGCAACGUUGAAGACUCUGAAUUGAGAACACUUUUUGAGCAAUACGGAGACAUCCGCACCCUGUAUACAGCAUGCAAGCAUAGGGGAUUUGUUAUGAUCUCAUAUUAUGAUAUAAGAGCUUCCUGCAAUGCAAUGAAAGCUCUUCAGAAUAAGCCAUUGAGGCAUCGGAAACUUGAUAUACAUUUCUCAAUUCCUAAGGAGAAUCCAUCGGAAAAGGAUGUAAACCAGGGUACCCUUGUGGUUUUCAACCUUGAUUCUUCUGUUUCAAAUGAUGAACUCCGUGAAAUAUUUGGUGUCUAUGGUGAUGUCAAGGAGAUUCGUGAUUCUCCGGGCAUGUCUUAUCACAAAUAUGUGGAAUUUUAUGAUGUCAGAGCUGCAGAAUCUGCACUUCGUGCAUUGAACCGGAGUGACAUUGCCGGAAAGCAGAUUAAGCUUGAACGAGGUCGACUUGCGGGCUCCCAAAGAUUUCUGGAGCAGGAAGAAUCUGGUUUUCUGUUGCAGCAUAGCCCUUCGAAUAACCUAUCAAGUGGAUUUUCUGGAUCGCUUUCGCUUGGGGGGACAUUCUCUGGUACAGAGAAUGGCAUUCAUGGCCCUCUCUCGACAAAUGGAGGUCAUAUUGGUCCUCUCCUGGAUGAUGUGCUACAACAUGGUGUAUCAUCUAGUGUACCUAACAGUUUACCAUCUCUAAUUAGAGUUGAAUCUGGAAACCAAUCCAACAUUGUUGAAUCUGGCCAUCUACGCAACCACCCAAAAUUUGAGCUCCAGAGCCAGUCGAAUCUUCAUCCGCAUUCUCUUCCUGAAUAUCAUGAUGGUGUAGCAAAUGGGCCUCUCUUCGGCUCUCCAAGUAAUAUAGCUGCAAAUGUUAAUAUCCGUCCUCCAGAAAUAAGUGAUGGCCAGCAGUUCCGUAGAAUUACCCCCAAUGGACAGUCAAUCGAGUUAAAUGAAGUUUUUGGUACCUCUGGAAACGGGAGCUGUCAUCCUCCCGGGCGUCAGUACAUGUGGAGUAAUUCCCAUCAUCCACAACAACCUCAGGCUGUUUUAUGGCCUAACUCGCCGUCAUUUGUUAAUGGCAUUGGUGCUGCUCAUCCUUCACAGAUGCAUGCUGUACCUCGAGCACCAUCUCAUAUGAUGAAUCCACUUCUAUCUAUAAAUAGCCAUCAUGUGGGAUCAGCACCUUCUGUCAAUCCUUCUCUAUGGGACAGGCGGAAUAUGUAUGCAGGGGAGUCGCCUGAUGCUGCUUCUGUAUUCCACCCUGGUUCGCUUGGGAACAUGAGAAUGUCUGGUAAUUCCCCACAUCCAUUGGAAUUUGUCCCUCAUAACAUCUUCCCGCUCCCUGGUGGAAAUUGUGUGGACUUACAAAUGCCUUCCAAAAAUAUUGGACUGCAUCCCCAUCACCAGAGGUGCAUGAUUUUUCCUGCAAGAGGCCAAAUGCUUCCUGUGAUGACUUCAUUUGAUUCUCCUAAUGAACGAACCAGGACUCGUAGAAAUGAUUGCAAUUCAAGUCAACCUGACAAUAAAAAGCAGUUUGAGCUUGAUUUAGAGAGAAUUGCACGUGGAGAUGAUAAGCGGACUACACUUAUGAUAAAGAACAUUCCUAACAAGUACACGUCGAAGAUGCUUCUUGCUGCAAUUGAUGAACGUCACAGAGGAACUUAUGAUUUCAUUUACUUACCUAUUGAUUUUAAGAACAAAUGCAAUGUGGGAUAUGCUUUUAUAAACAUGACUGAUCCUACACUUAUAGUGCAUUUUUAUCAGAGUUUCAAUGGAAAGAAGUGGGAGAAGUUUAAUAGUGAAAAAGUGGCAUCUUUAGCAUAUGCUCGAAUCCAGGGGAAGGCUGCCCUCAUUGCUCACUUUCAGAAUUCAAGCUUGAUGAAUGAAGACAAAAGAUGCCGGCCUAUACUUUUCCAUACAGAUGGUCCGAAUGCCGGGGAUCAGGUUCCUUUCCCAAUGGGUCCCAACAUUCGAGCACGGCCUGGAAAAACCCGAACCAGCACCUCCGAUGACAACAGUCAAGACAUCCCAUCAAAUUCUCUGAAUGGGGAUGAUUAUUCCAACGGAGACUCAUCUUCUGGUUCCGGUAAAGAUUCAGACUGAGUUUUGUGACGCAACUAACAUCGUAGAAACUCAACAACACGGGCUAGUCAUUGUACUGGAAAUUUUGGUAUUGUACAUUAAAGUGUGUGAUGGUUAAGAGGGAAGAGCAGAAGAGUAGUGUGACUGGGGAUUGAGAGAAAGCAUUGUUGUGUAGUAGAAAUUGACAAUAUGGCUGACCAAAGAGCGUUGGAGUAUUCGUUGUGGUGCGGUUACUGAAGCAAAAAGCAACAUCAUGGAGCUUCGAAAUUUUGAAUGUUAAUAUUUUGAGGAGUUCGGUUGUGUUGUACUGUGUGUGUUUGUAUAGAGAGAGCAAAGCACUUUUUGUUUGGCCCCGCUUUCAUCUUCUCUUGUUUUUUGGGCAAUUUGCUAAGAGAAGUCGGUAACGAACUGCAACAAUUUCAUUCAUGGAUGGAUUGCAUCAUUUCCUUUUUGACUAUGUAACUUUCACUUCUUGAUGUU
This is a messenger RNA of Salvia splendens (bonfire salvia), 4717 nucleotides long. RefSeq names its product protein MEI2-like 4. The record is from RefSeq and is a predicted model, not a curated record. The transcript is spliced from 14 exons. Gene Ontology annotation, molecular function: RNA binding. Lineage: Eukaryota; Viridiplantae; Streptophyta; Magnoliopsida; Lamiales; Lamiaceae. Bases 1340 to 4258 code for a protein of 972 amino acids.